Messenger RNA from Larimichthys crocea (large yellow croaker), 2972 nucleotides. Its product is annotated as EF-hand and coiled-coil domain-containing protein 1. The transcript is spliced from 9 exons. Lineage: Eukaryota; Metazoa; Chordata; Actinopteri; Sciaenidae. The coding region runs from base 866 to 2764 and encodes 632 amino acids. The record is from RefSeq and is a predicted model, not a curated record.
CCACACAAGCUGAAACCAGCUCAGCUCAUAUUUUUGGCUUGAUAGAUGAUCUAAAUGAAAUGACUAAUAUUCUGUGAAUGAACACGUUGUUUUGGCGCUGGCGCUGAUGUACCAAAUGAUGUUUUUGCUGUGUAAUGCCUUAGUUAAGUGCAGCAGUGGGGUGUAAUUCCUGUCUAACUCAUGUGAUAUGUCUAGUCAUGCCUAGGUGAGUGUAAUCAAGAUGCCCUCUUUAUUAGGCUGUCAGGUGGUGGUCAGGGUGGGGAAAGGUAUUUCCGCUGAGGGUUGCUAAGUUUCCUGGAAACAAAUUCACUUUAGACUUCCAAGGUAUGUUUACCUGCUGUCAGGGCAUCAGGAUUCAUUUGACUUUUUUGUUGUUGCUGUCACACAGGAGUGAGUCACAUCCACUUAAGAUUCAUCGUGGUGAAAGCUGACACCCAUGGCUCACUCUGGAUUGUUGUGGUUUGUUUUUGUCACUGGAUGACAGGUCUCUGCAGAUGAUCUCAUUUCCAUUCAGAAACUUUGGCGAUACUUGAUAUAUGAUCCGCGUUUGUAUGGAGAUCAAACAGCCAAAAUUGGCCCCACUUUCUUGCCUACUUAACUGUAAGUGGUGAAAAAACAUCAUGGUACAGUCAUUCUGUGCACAGAGGAGGGUGGAGCCGGUGCAGUGGGACUUUUUUUUUCUUACCGGAGGGGAUCAGAUCUUGACUUGAUGCGCCAGGACGGAAUCCAAGGUGGUUUUCCAGUUAAUUACGCAGCGUCAAACCACACCGGGAUGUAUGUUUAGCCCCACUCCGGUUUAAAAUCGACUGUGAUUCUAAUUCCGAUUUUCAUUUGGCAACAUCUAGAAGCAAAACUUGGUUUAGCCAUGCAGCGCACCGCACUGGCACUUCCACGCGUCCAGCCCUCGCCGCGAGCAGCGCGUAAAAGCGAGUGGCUCCGGAGCGCUCUGGCCCAUCACCACUGCCCUGACCCCGGUGUGGAUAACGAAAUUGUCGUCCUGGCUACUGGGAUAGACCAAUACUUGCAGGAGGUCUUCCACCACUUGGCUUACCCCAACCGGAACGAUACGGUGUCGGCGGAGGAUUUCACCGCGCUGUGCGCCGUGCUGGGACUCAACAGAGCAGAGAAAGGAAAGAGGACAGUGAAAGGAGGAACCGGUGAUGGAGAAAAAGAAGAAGAAGAUGAAGAAGAAGAGUUUAAGGGUGUAUGUUUUGGGCUGCCGUGCCAGCUGUCAUUUAAGGACUUCCACUCGCGGCUUUGUGGGUAUUUCCGUGUGCGCAGCGCGCGUAGAGGCACCGGGGAGAGUGCCUGGCGUCUGCCCGUUACUGAGGACACGGAGCUGGUGGAACGACAGAUCCGUCUCCGGUGGCCGCGCGUCAGGCGGAGGAAAUGUGUGAGCUUUGAUCUAACGAAGGAUCAGGAUGGACCCGGGAACAGACCAAUUAAAGGUCGAACCAAUGAGGACCGCGAUUCAGAUGAGGUAGCGGCUCUAAGGGAGCUGGUGGAGGACCUUCGCUGUGCGCUGCAGGGGAGCGAUGCUCGCUGCCUGGCCCUUGAGGUGGCUCUCAGACGGGAGAGGAGUCACAGCCUCCCCUCACCGUCUGGCUUCAAAUCCACAGCUUCAACUGAACCCACGACUUCCAUCACCCUCAUACAGGGGAAACUGGUACCAACACAGAGAAUUAAAGGACAGGGCAGUGGUGCUGGAGGGGAAGGGGCGAGGAGGGCGGUGAGAAGACGGGACAUCAGGGACCCCCUUCUAAGGGAACUGAAGCUAAUCCGCUCCUCGCGUGAUGGGCAGCUGGGGGAGGCCAUCAAGUUCAAUGAACGUCUGGAGGAGGAGCUGCGAUGGACGUACCAUGAGGUGCACAAGCUCCAGGGGGUUGAGUCUGCUCUCAGGAAGGAGAACUCGCAGAUCAGGAGGCGAGCGGAGGAGGCCAGGGAGGCUCUGAGUCUGGGCCUUCAGAGGGUUCGGAUGAUCCAGGAGCAGGCUCAGUCUCUGCCGCAGCUCCAGUCCAGGAUCACCCAGCUGGAGACUGAACUACAACAGUACAGAUCCCACUGCACCUGCAUCCCUGACCCCACCCGUCAACAAAUGUACCCAAUCGGAGGAGAAGACGCCAGCAGCAAGACAGAUGGGGAGUGUCUGCAGAGAGCAGUGGAGGGGAAAGCUGCCUCUGAUGAAGAAGAGGAAGACAGGGGGAUGGGGGAGGAGGGGCAGUGCAGCCUGUCGGAGGUGAAGAAGCAUGUCAGCCCGCUACACGGCUGUGGCAAAGGAUGUCAGAACCAUCAGAACCAACUUCCCUCUCAGAAUCACCUACGUGAUAAACAUCACAUCAGCACUUUUAAGGACAGCAGGGGGCGCUGCAGCUGGAAAGGACAAAACCAAGAGCAGUCGGAGAGAAGCAGAGGGUUUGAAAAAGAAAAGAGGCCUGAGGAAGAGGAGAAAGAAAAGACACGUCUGUCUUUGCUGGAGGAGAAAGUCACAGAUGCCCUCACACUGCUGCUGCAGCUACGCAACAAGAACGUGUCCCGCACAGCCCUGGAGAAGAUUGUGAUGGAGACUCUGGAUGUGUGCAGCAGGAGUGUAGACGGUCCUUCUCAGGUCCUGAAGGUUGCUGAUGCUCUAUGUCUCCGGCUGUCCUCCAGGGAUCUCCUUGUAAAUGGAGGGGACGAUGAAGCAGGAGAGAGCAGAGAGAAACUUCUGGCUCCAUCUCCAGGAUGUCAAACCAGCAGCGUCAACCCGCUGCUCAUCUCCUGUUAAAUAAGCUACUGUAGUACUUCUCCUUUUUUAUUUACCCUUUUCUUCUGUUUUAUUGGCCCGUUUGCACCCAUGUACAUUUGCCAGUUUUGUAUCCCAGAUUAUAAACGUGAAUCAGUGUAUUUAAAGAUGAUGAAUUUUAUUAACUUCUUUACUCUUUUCGUUCUAUUUUGUAUCUAUUUAAUUUUAAUUAAUGAUUAAAUAUUUUUAU